CUUCAACAUGUGCUGAGAAUGGAAGCAGGAUGCUACAACUUCUCCCAGCGCCGGAUCUACUCUAAUCGCGGAACUCCUAUUUGCGAGAAAUGUAUUAAAAAAGGGUUGGAAUAUCUCGAUCUCGGAAACCGUUAUCGCUUCAGCAAUGGGAUCGCAUCUUCGAGGAAAGCUCGCUGGAAAAUCGAUAGAGACUCAGCGUAAUACUGCCUAGAAAUCUUUCAUGGACUUGUUCGCUAUACUAAUGUGAUAGCUAGUGAUACUGUAGAGAGUCGCGAGAUUGUGCAGUG
Messenger RNA from Aspergillus alliaceus, 287 nucleotides. RefSeq lists its product as uncharacterized. The transcript has a single exon. NCBI's taxonomy places the organism in Eukaryota, Fungi, Ascomycota, Eurotiomycetes, Eurotiales, Aspergillaceae. The record is from RefSeq and is a predicted model, not a curated record. The coding region runs from base 19 to 201 and encodes 60 amino acids.